Lichtheimia ornata is the source of this 1524-nucleotide messenger RNA. RefSeq lists its product as uncharacterized. Bases 1 to 1524 code for a protein of 507 amino acids. The record is from RefSeq and is a predicted model, not a curated record. The transcript is spliced from 13 exons. NCBI's taxonomy places the organism in Eukaryota, Fungi, Mucoromycota, Mucoromycetes, Mucorales, Lichtheimiaceae.
AUGGAUAUCAUCGAUGACCACUCGUUCUCCUUGGGGUCUUUGGAACCGCCUCUUUCUCCAGCCCUUGAAAAUGAACCGACUGGCUUGACUACUACCACCACCAACAAGAAUGAACUAUGCUCGCCAUCCAACCUCGCAUCGACUGCCAACUACGUCAACAUUCUUUUAACAGCACACAACUAUCCUGCUCCACUGAUCUUUGACAGCAACAACGAUCAAGACACCUGCAAUAUUGUCAACUGUUUAUAUACACUCCUUAAGGACAAACAAAGAGAUGAUCAUCAUCGUGCAGAGUUGGAGCGUCGAGUAUCAGAGCUUGAACAAGGUCAACAAGAGCUGGAAUCCAAGUUGGAAAAAAGCCGGCAGGAUUUGGAUCAAAGCAGGCGAGAGUGUAUACAAUUAAAGGCCAAAGUCGAUUCGGCAAACAAAAAGGUCAAAGCAGAGGCUGAUAAACGGCGAGCCAUCACGACAGAGUUAACACAAGCCAAACACAACAUGCAAUAUAUAAAGGCGCAGUAUGCGCAUGAUACCCGCAAACAUGAACAAGAACAAGCAAAGACCCGAGAGCGAUUAUACAAGUUGAUGGAUGAAAAACAAAAGGCAAAUGUGCCCUCCAUGGUGAUCAAUGAUCCUUUUCCCGGAAGUGCGAGCUACAGCAAGGACUCUGAAGAAGUAUCUGAGGAGCGGGCCAUGUACACAGACCUCUUGAGGAAAAGCAGUGAUCGUGAAAAGAGCGCAUUGAGAGAAGCGGAUACCUUCAGGAAGAUUGUCGUCGACCUUUAUAGCACCGUAUCGGAUCUGCUUUCUCGGCAAAUAAGGAAUUACAAUGACACAUUUCCUUCCACAAAGAAUGACAAAGGGGAACGUGAUUAUCCACUAUUGCAGUUGCCAUUGGAGAUUGCAGGAUCCACAGCUAUUGAUCGUGUCCAUGAUCUGCUGGCCAGACUCAAGGAAGAAUGGAAUCGACAAAUUGACAUGCGCAAAGUAUACAGCGAAGAAGAUAUGGCAGAGAAGGAUGAAAUGAUAUCACGAUUGGAAGAAAGCAAUGAUGAACUGGUGGAAACGUUAAAAACGUGCCUGGAAGCAUGCGAUCGAAAAGUGCAAAUGUACAUGCGAUUUACUGACGGAGCCUUCUUUGACAACACCCCUCCCAAUGCCAAUGUCGAGCUUUCUGAUUCAGAGUCUUCUGUGUAUGAGGAUGCAACUUCUGAAAACAAGCUACGCCAACUCUUAUCAAGAGCCAAAGCAGAACAACGUAAAGUAACCGAAGCUGCCAUCAAAUUGGGUGAUGACCGAAAAAAGCUAGAGGCGGAACGUUGGGCAUUUGAUGAGAUGAAACGCACAUCGCUUAUGCAAGAUUUAUUAUCAGGGGAUGACCAAGAUUUACCAAGGAAUCGUCGACAUAGUCAAAUCUCAAAUAACAACAACAAUCCAAGGAAACGACAUCGAAUAGCCAAUAAUGAUCCACUAUCACCACUACAUCCAAACCUCCCCACAACAUCACCAUCAUCAUAUCGAGUAUAA